Suillus clintonianus is the source of this 740-nucleotide messenger RNA. RefSeq lists its product as uncharacterized. The record is from RefSeq and is a predicted model, not a curated record. Lineage: Eukaryota; Fungi; Basidiomycota; Agaricomycetes; Boletales; Suillaceae. Bases 37 to 738 code for a protein of 233 amino acids. The transcript has 2 exons.
GUGUGUUUGGCAACACCUUCUGACCUCGCACUCAAGAUGCAAGCUGAGGAGAACGUCCGGAAUGGAUCAUCAAAGAUACCACAAGCGCUCUCCAAAGCUCAGGAGAGAAAAGCAGUCGAGUAUGUUGAAGACUCUUUCAUGGAUAUCACCAGUGCAUUUAAGAAACGCUUAGAACCGUCAAUGACGAAACUUCCAACUCUUAGUGCAUAUCUAGAUGCCAUGCAGAAACUUCUGGCAUUUAUUUUGCAGAUCCCACCUAUAGACCCCUCCACUCACUUACGGACCGCUUUCCUCCUUCGCCUGACUGGCGACGUCAUGACUUCAGUGCCAGGAUAUCCUCCACAGAUGAAGGAGCUUCAAACGCUACUGGAUUUCUUGGAUGACCUUGACCAAGCAUGGUCAGCAGUGCUGAAGAACCAAGUCUGGGAUGCAGCUGCAGGAGAGGGUAUCGACCUCAUUGUACCUGUGGACCAAAUCAAACCGGGAGGUCCGCCAAUACGGUCCUCGCCCGUAAGUCAGACAGAACGAACGAGGUUACGUAGUCUCCUAGUUACAGGCACUGCUGGACUAGAGGAGUGGAUGACAGGGCUGAAUACGAGCGGAGAGGACUAUCAGAUUGCGUUACAGAGGGCCGGUCUUCUCCAGGGCUUCGACGAUCUUUUCUCGGAGACAUUGUCAGUCAUGGGUACUUAUGACGGUUCUCUAAAUGACCCUGCAGGCAUGGAAGGAACAUGCUGAGC